AUGGACGGUGGUGAUAGAAUAUUAGUUGCUGCUGGGCUGACGGCGGCGGUUGUGGUAGGAGCAUUCGUGCUGUGGGGUCCUGGAGGAGCCCCCAAGGUCCGGAAGCGUCGAGGUCAAAUAGCAGGACUCCAGAAUUUGGGAAGGACAUGUUUCCUCAACACACUAUUGCAGGCCUUCGCUGCCUGCCCUACUUUUAUUGAAUGGCUGAAAAAAUACGCUAAGGCCAAUGGGCACAAUAGUAUGAUCACUACGCUCUAUACUGUUAUUGAAGUUGUAAAUGGUACACAUGAGUCGGCAAGAGGUACACCGGUAUGCCCACUGGGAGUGUUGCAAGCUCUGCGUGCCGCUGGGUGGGUGGUCCCCGCCGAUCAGCAAGAUGCCCACGAGCUUCUACAUGUGCUAUUGUCUUGCAUCGAGGAAGAAACUACCGCUAUGUCUAAAAAGCCUGGUUGUCUUUCGGAUGCUCUGGGUCUUGGGGGUGGCCGAGCGUGGUCAGCAUUGGCAUCCCCAGCCUCUCCGCCGUCAGCACCGCUUUCUAUGCGUGGUGAUGGAGUGUCGAGACCAGCUCGACCUGCUUCUGCUGCCCCUCCUGGUGAACCAGAGUUAAUUGACCCAGAAGAUGCUCCAUCUCCAGUAAAGCUGUCGAAGGGUGUGUCCCGCUCAUUCUGUCACCUCAGCUCGGUUGGGCGGCGCUGGGCGGCGGCGCCCGCCCGCCCAGCGCCCGUGCCACCCACACGUGGGACGCUGGCGUCUCGUACGCAUUGUACUGUGUGUUCUACAAAGAGUCCAAUACGAUACGACAAAUUCGACAGUGUCUCAUUAUCGAUGGCGAACGCUAGCACGGGGCUGACAGGCACUUACAGUUUGUCUGGUCUACUGCGUGCCUUCACCGCUCCGGAGCUGGUGAACGGCCUCCGCUGCUCCAAGUGUUGCCCCGAAGAGAGCUCUCCAGCACCGCACCACACGCAGACCAAGCACAUCCGGACCGUCAGUUUUGGAAAGCUGCCGGCGGUGCUGGUGCUGCAGGUGGCGCGCGUGGAGUGGCGCGGCGGCGGGCCCAGCAAGCGCGUGGAGCACGUCGCCUUCCCCGAGACGCUCUGCAUGGCGCCCUACGCCGCGCAGCGCGCUGCGCAGCCGGAGCCGCCGGCGCUGCCGCUGCGCGGCGCGGCCCCGAGCGCGGCGGCGGGCGACGCGCGCGCCGCCUACCGCCUGGCCGCCGUCGUGGUGCACGUGGGCGGGCCGCGCUCCGGGCACUUCGCCACCUACCGCCGCGGGAACGGCUUCGAGAGCAAGCGGUGGUGGUACACAUCGGACACGCUGGUUCACGAGGUGUCCCUACAAGAAGUACUGCGCUGCGCCGCCUACUUACUCUUCUACGAACGAACGCAGGCACCACCCCCGCCCCUCACCACCCACUUCUAAGUUGUCACCACCACAGUAUGGUGAGAAAACUACCCGAUCAUGGUAUUUAAUUCAACAAUAUAUAAUGCAGACUAUACUGUCUGUAUCUUCUAAACGAAGUGUCCUCGAAAUGUUAUAUUGAAAUCAACAAUUUUACGUAAUUCUCAAAUAUUAUAUUGAUAAUUGAAAUUGUUUUGAAUAUCUUUGAAACGUUUGUUACAUAUGUUUAUGUGUUUGAAGUUGGUUAAUAGAAGUAACUUCAAGGGUUGAAACAAUGGGGAUGCUAAAACAUUAACUCUUAAGAAACUGAGUAAUUCUCCAAUAAUAAUUGUAAAAAUAGCUUAUAAGUGCGCUGGCGCAGAGCUACAUCUAAAUACUUCUAAUUCUUCUAAAUCACCAUAUCACACUCUACCACUGCCUAUAACCAUCGCCUUACAACCAUUAUCUACCACCCCUACCACCAUAAUUUAGAUGUGGUACGGUCAUGACUGCUUUACUGAUGUAUCAAAGCAAGUGUUCAAACAUUCUUAGGUGUGUUUUAGGAAUUUUUAAUGCUUCAUUUGUAUUUACAAUGAAGGCCUAUUUUUAUUAUGCGA
Messenger RNA from Melitaea cinxia (Glanville fritillary), 1997 nucleotides. RefSeq names its product ubiquitin carboxyl-terminal hydrolase 30 homolog (gene Usp30). Gene Ontology annotation, biological process: protein deubiquitination. The record is from RefSeq and is a predicted model, not a curated record. Gene Ontology annotation, cellular component: nucleus; cytosol. The transcript is spliced from 9 exons. Lineage: Eukaryota; Metazoa; Arthropoda; Insecta; Lepidoptera; Nymphalidae. Bases 1 to 1422 code for a protein of 473 amino acids. Gene Ontology annotation, molecular function: cysteine-type deubiquitinase activity; cysteine-type endopeptidase activity.